UUCCCUAUCUUCCGCCCCCAAUUCAAUUCUAACACCUCUCUUCCUCUUCUCACCCUCGUCUCUGUUUAUUGAUUUGCUUCAUUCCUAAUAGCCGCAUUUCUGCAAUUCUUAAUUCCCCAAAAUGCCCCCGCAAACCAGAAGAUCGGCUUUCCCUAAAUUCGUCAUCGAGAGAGAGACCGACUCUGAAGAAAGUUCGUCCGACGAAGAAGAAGAAGAAAACAAUGGCAUAGAAGAAUCAGAAGAGGAUGAAGAAGUUGAACAGCGUGAGAAUGAAGAGAAAGCCACAGAGGUUACGCCGGCGAAGAAGAGAGAGAAAGCGCCGAUCACCAUCAGUCUCAAGAAAGUCUGCAAAGUUUGCAAGAAAACUGGUCAUGAAGCGGGAUUCAAAGGGGCUACUUACAUUGAUUGCCCAAUGAAACCCUGUUUUCUUUGCAAGAUGCCUGGCCACACUACGAUUACUUGUCCGCAUCGAGUGGCUACUGAGCAUGGGGUCAUUCCUGCACUCCGUAGAAAGACUCGUAACUCUUUGAAUUAUGUCUUUGAGCGCCAGCUUAAACCCAACAUCCCUACAAUCAAACCGACAUUUGAGAUCCCAGAUCAAGUGAAUUGUGCAGUUUUAAGGUACCAUAGUAGAAGAGUUACAUGCUUGGAGUUCCAUCCAACAAACAAUAACAUUCUUCUAUCUGGAGAUAAGAAAGGACAACUUGGAGUUUGGGAUUAUGGUAAAGUGUAUGAAAAGACGGUUUACGGAAAUAUACAUGGUUGCAUACUUAACAACAUGAAGUUCAAGCCUACAAAUGAUGUAAUGGUAUAUGCUGCAUCAUCAGAUGGAACCAUCAGUUGCACUGACUUGGAGACUGGAAUCUCAUUAUCGUUGAUGAACCUUAAUCCUAAUGGGUGGCAGGGCCCAAGCAGUUGGAGGAUGCUUUAUGGGUUGGAUGUGAACUCAGAGAAAGGUCUUGUGCUUGUUGCAGAUAACUUUGGAUUUCUUUACUUGGUGGAUAGCCGCUCUAACAGCAAAACAGGGGAGCCUAUUUUGAUUCAUAAGAAAGGAAGCAAAGUUGUUGGGCUGCACUGCAAUCCUGUUCAGCCAGAACUUCUUUUGAGUUGUGGAAAUGAUCAUUUUGCUCGUAUAUGGGACAUGCGUCGGUUAGAAGCUGGAUCUUCUCUUUGUAAUCUUGCACAUAGACGUGUUGUUAAUUCUGCGUAUUUUUCUCCACAAAGUGGAUGCAAAAUACUUACUACAUCGCAGGACAACAGACUUCGUGUAUGGGAUUCUGUAUUUGGCAAUUUGGAUUCCCCAAGUCGAGAAAUUGUACAUAGUCAUGAUUUCAAUCGACAUUUGACUCCUUUUCGAGCAGAAUGGGAUCCGAAGGACCCAUCAGAGUCCCUUGUUGUUAUUGGGCGCUACAUAAGUGAAAAUUAUAAUGGAGCUGCCUUGCACCCCAUUGAUUUCAUAGACAUAAGCACCGGUCAACUAGUUGCUGAGAUCAUUGAUCCAAACAUUAAGACCAUCAGUCCCGUGAAUAAGCUACAUCCACGAGAUGAUGUUUUGGCAUCUGGCAGUUCAAGAUCUCUUUUCAUUUGGAGGCCUAAGGAGAUGUCUGAGAUUGUGCAACCAGAUGAAAAGAAGAUUGUACUUUGUGGGAGGUCGGAGAAGAAAUCUAACAAGAAGUUUGAGGGUGAAAGUGAUGAUUCUGGUGAUGAUAUAUUCAGCAUGAAGGGUAAGAACUCUAAGUCUAAGAAGCCCGGACCAAAAUCAACUCGAUGUAAUCUUAAGGGCAAACAUUAAGCAUAUGAAUGGAAAUCUCACAAAACAUACUGGUAUUACAUGUAGUCCUAGCUAAUUUUUGAGGCUGGUAUUAGAUUUUUUCAUCUGCCAACCUUGUAUAGGUAGCUAGCCUCUUUUUUUGCCCUUUUGGCUGCAAACUGAGUUUUCUUUGAUGAUACAGUAUUGCACAGGACGUGCCGCUUUGUAACAUUUCACCGCUGUUCUCUUUCUUUUGACCUUUUCUUAUCUGAUUUUGGAUGUCUUCUUUUCCCCCUUGUAGGGCAUGUAGCAUAGCUUUUUGGGUUGUAUAUGCUUUCUGAAGACUUGUAUUUUGUUAAGAAUGUAAUUGAUAAGUUUGGAAGUGGUUACAUCAGCUACUCUUUUUAGAGGUCA
Molecule: messenger RNA, 2164 nt
Organism: Cornus florida
Lineage: Eukaryota; Viridiplantae; Streptophyta; Magnoliopsida; Cornales; Cornaceae
Product: protein DAMAGED DNA-BINDING 2
Exons: 11
Coding region: 122-1792 (556 amino acids)
Biological process (GO): response to UV; DNA repair
Cellular component (GO): nucleus; Cul4-RING E3 ubiquitin ligase complex
Molecular function (GO): damaged DNA binding; protein binding
Source: RefSeq, a predicted model, not a curated record